UUAACACGUAUAAGAGAACUCGCGAAACGAAAGCUGGCGUCCGCUGGCACAAGAAUGAUUCACAUCCUGAUGGAUGUGCGGCCGGCGAGCCAAUGGCAGUAUACCGUCUGCCACGUUUCAAGGUGGCAGGGGCUCGUCACGCGUAUGUGGGAAACAGUCGGCGCGCCGUGGCAAGCGCUUCCUGCACGUUGCACCGUGCCGCGAGCCGUCCUCUCCGUCCUCCCCGGCAGACGAGAAAAUGCACGUACUACGGCAGCUGGACGUGCACCCGAAAGUACGCGAGGAGGCCGACAUUCUCGUGAGGACCUUCAGCGGUGCGAUCGUUACGAUCAUUAGUACAAUCAUCAUGGGCAUACUGUUCAUGUCAGAGGUGAACUAUUACCUUACACCGACCAUGAGCGAGGAGUUAUUUGUAGAUACGUCCAGGAGUUCCAAAUUGAGGAUCAAUUUGGACAUAAUAGUCCCCACAAUAUCUUGCGACCUUUUAUCGAUAGACGCGAUGGACACGACCGGCGAGCAACACUUGCAAAUAGAGCACAAUAUUUUCAAGAGACGACUAGACUUAAACGGUAAACCCAUCGAGGACCCACAAAGGACGAAUAUUACAGACACAAAAGCUGUCAGUAAAACUACAGAGAAGGCAGCGGAGGUCGCCUCUACCACAGAAGAGUGUGGGGAUUGCUACGGCGCCGGCACGGAGUUGCUAAAGUGUUGCAACACCUGCGAGGAGGUGCGGGAAGCUUACAGACUGAAAAAGUGGGCCCCGCCGGAACCCUCCGAUAUCAAACAGUGCCAAAACGACAAGGCGAUGGAAAAAAUCAAGCACGCCUUCACGCAAGGCUGCCAAAUCUAUGGGUAUAUGGAAGUGAAUAGAGUCGGUGGUAGCUUCCACAUUGCGCCGGGUAACAGCUUCUCCGUCAAUCACGUUCAUGUGCACGACGUUCAGCCUUACACUACCACUCACUUCAAUAUGACGCAUAAGAUUAGGCAUUUGAGUUUCGGGCUCAACAUCCCUGGGAAGACAAAUCCUAUGGAUGACACCACUGUAGUCGCCAUGGAAGGCGCUAUGAUGUUUUACCAUUACAUCAAGAUUGUCCCAACAACGUACGUCCGUGCGGAUGGCUCGACCCUGUUCACAAAUCAAUUCUCUGUGACGCGACACGCAAAGCAAGUGUCAAUGGUCACUGGCGAGUCUGGGAUGCCGGGUAUAUUCUUCAGUUACGAGCUCAGUCCACUCAUGGUAAAAUACACGGAAAAGGCGAAGUCAUUCGGGCACUUUGCGACGAACACUUGCGCGAUCAUCGGCGGUGUGUUCACCGUCGCUGGACUAAUUGAUUCGUUGCUCUAUCAUUCAGUACGCGCGAUACAGAAGAAGAUAGAGCUAGGCAAAUACAAUUAAUACUUGGGCCCAAUUGCGAUAACACUGAUUACCGCUAAUCCUGAUUCUAUUUUUACCCCUUUCGCCAAUGCGCUGUUAUUUUAAACGUUAAUCGACUUUUCGAGAUUUUCGUGAUACAUAAAUUUAUGAUAAGAAACAUGAGCUGCUGACAAUGAAUUGGGAUUAGUGUCAAUCGCUGAUGCAAUACAGCCUUAGGUAAAUAAUUAAGUUACGAUUACGAAAAGUAUUAUUAAGAGUCGCGUUGCAUCGUGAGCAUCGAUUUUUUCACACUGACGACCGAAUUUUCUGACACGGAUUCUCAUUGCACAUUAUUUAGCAUUAAUUGUCGAUUCUGGUUUUAUAUUACAUAUAGCCCUUAAGUGACGUAAAAUUCGAGACUACAUAGCGAUAUUUAGCAUCAUGUGUAUAAUACAAUUCCGAAUAUUGCUCAUUUCUUCGCAGUGCAUGGAUGUAAAGAAAUAUAAGUUACGCGGAAUACAAGUAAUGACGUAUGCGUAAGUAAUGCGCUGACAUUUAUCACCUGAUCUUUUAUCUCAAAGACGACCAUGAUAAUAAUGCUGCUCAUAACUACUGAUUGAGACUAAUGACAUUAAUGUAAAAAAGUCACUUGUAUAUGAUGUGUACAUAAAUAUACAAAAGAGAAUUAAACUCUUAUGGGAAUG
Molecule: messenger RNA, 2061 nt
Organism: Ooceraea biroi (clonal raider ant)
Lineage: Eukaryota; Metazoa; Arthropoda; Insecta; Hymenoptera; Formicidae
Product: endoplasmic reticulum-Golgi intermediate compartment protein 3
Biological process (GO): retrograde vesicle-mediated transport, Golgi to endoplasmic reticulum; endoplasmic reticulum to Golgi vesicle-mediated transport
Cellular component (GO): COPII-coated ER to Golgi transport vesicle; endoplasmic reticulum; Golgi membrane
Source: RefSeq, a predicted model, not a curated record